Molecule: messenger RNA, 1178 nt
Organism: Serpula lacrymans var. lacrymans S7.9
Lineage: Eukaryota; Fungi; Basidiomycota; Agaricomycetes; Boletales; Serpulaceae
Exons: 8
Coding region: 225-1064 (279 amino acids)
Molecular function (GO): RNA binding
Source: RefSeq, a predicted model, not a curated record
AGAGAAGGAGGAAGACAUGGAGAGAGUGGACGACGAGCAUCAGCUUUGCCCACCAUACUCGCCAAAGGGAAAUGUGCUGAAUAAGCCAUAUGAUCAAUAGUACUAGGUCGAGUGGCUGUGAUAGAGCUUUAUCGAUCACUGCACUGCUCCUCGGCCCGGUUCCCUCUGAUGUCAUCGCGACCUCUCCCAACCUCUCUCUCAUCGUCCCUCCAUCCACAUCCACAAUGUCCCAAUACACAGUCAACGUAUCCGGCAUCUCCCCCUCCACUACAGAAACCCACCUCCACGACUUCUUCAGCUUCUGCGGAAACAUCAAAUCCAUCGACCACAAAGAAUCCGAUGCAUCCUCUAAAUCUGUUGCCAUUCACUUCGAGAAGCCCUCGGCUGCACACACAGCAUUAAUGCUCAACGGCGGACACCUCGAUGAUGCAACUCUGCAUGUGACCUCCACCUCGGUUCACCCAGAUCAUCACGAUAACGAAGAGCACCACCCCGGCGCGCAUAUCGAACAAUCAGACAAGCCCAGAGCAGGCAUUGCCGCCGAGUAUAUCGCAAAAGGAUACAAGCUGUCCGAUCACAUCUUACAGCGUGCCAUCGAGCUUGACAACAAUCAAGGAAUUUCUAAACGUUUCCUGAGUUACAUGCAAGGACUCGACACAUCAGUUGGAAAACGUGCCCUGGGUCCCGAUCAGACCAUUUCAGGAAAAGUACAAUCCACCCUCCAAGGUGCCACCACAAGGGCGAAGACCAUCGACGAGCAGAAAGGUUACACCAAAUCAGCUCACGAGUACUACUCAAAGGCCCUGUCUUCACCGUUUGGUCAGAAGGUCUUCUCAUUCUACACCACCACCUCGAAGCAGGUCCUUGAUAUCCACGAGGAGGCCCGUCGUAUCGCCGAUGAGCACAAGGCUCAACAGCCCAGUGCCCCAAAGCCUAAAUCAGAGGAGACCCCAGAAGAAAAAUCUACUCCUGUCCCCGCCGAUGCGGAGGGCGCAGCACCUAGUGCAGCUGGUUCAGAGGCACAGCCCGACUCCUCUACUCAGGCUGCACCCACCGUUGUAUGAAGAAAGAAUUUGUACUUAUACAUUGAUUCUGCCGGGUCAAUAGCACGUUUACACAAUGUACAUAAAUACGUAUACGGCUAGGCUGCAUUGUAAUCUUACUUGAAGCGGUUAGCG